Syzygium oleosum is the source of this 1413-nucleotide messenger RNA. Its product is annotated as sec-independent protein translocase protein TATC, chloroplastic. NCBI's taxonomy places the organism in Eukaryota, Viridiplantae, Streptophyta, Magnoliopsida, Myrtales, Myrtaceae. Gene Ontology annotation, molecular function: proton motive force dependent protein transmembrane transporter activity. Gene Ontology annotation, biological process: protein transport by the Tat complex; intracellular protein transmembrane transport. The transcript has 4 exons. Gene Ontology annotation, cellular component: TAT protein transport complex; membrane. The record is from RefSeq and is a predicted model, not a curated record. The coding region runs from base 121 to 1203 and encodes 360 amino acids.
CAGAUUUUUUCUUUUCUUCUUCUUCUCUUUCUUCUUCUUCGUCGUGCAAGAGAGAGAGAGAGAGAGAGAGAGAGAGAAAGAGAGCUGCAAUUCCUGCUCUGAAAUCAGAAUUCGGGGAAGAUGGGGAGCACGAGCGCUGCUCUCUUCCCUCAUAUGCACCUCAGCAACCACUACUUCAGCCCUCUUGCUUCCACGAGAAGAAGCGGCGGCGUGAGGCCGCUUUGCUUCGGUGGCUCUAGAAGAACGAGGUUGAGAUUGGACUUGAGCAGCUUGAGGGGUCGCAAAGGUAUCGGUGAAGCCGUUUGCUUUGCCUUUGAGGAGGGUGAUGGUGGGAAUAAGCAGCCCGAGUUGGGCACGAGCGGCAGCGUUGGCUCGGCCGUGGAAGAUAGACCCGGUGAGGUAGAUACCUUGAGGCAAGAGACCAUUGAGACCUUCAACCAAGAUGAUGGAAGAAGUCCCCUUUAUGAUCUUCUGUAUCCUGAUAAAGAGCUCCUCCCAGAUGACAAGGAAAUGAGUAUAUUUGAUCAUCUUGAAGAGCUGAGACAACGAAUGUUUGUGUCUGUUAUGGCAGUUGGUGCUGCUAUUUUGGGAUGCUUUGCUUUCUCAAAAGAGUUAGUAGUGAUUCUGGAAGCUCCCGUUAAAACACAAGGCGUUAGAUUUUUGCAACUGGCUCCUGGCGAAUUCUUCUUUACAACUUUGAAGGUUUCUGGAUACUGCGGUCUUCUCCUAGGAAGCCCUGUUAUUCUCUAUGAGAUCAUAGCGUUUGUUCUUCCAGGUCUAACGAGAUCAGAAAGAAGGUUCCUUGGGCCUAUUGUUUUAGGGUCUUCCGUACUUUUCUAUGCGGGCAUUGUGUUCUCCUACCUAAUUCUCACUCCAGCAGCCUUGAAUUUCUUUGUGAGUUAUGCGGAAGGGGCCGUCGAGUCACUGUGGUCCAUUGAUCAAUACUUUGAGUUUGUGCUAGUGCUCAUGUUCAGCACUGGACUAUCUUUUCAGGUUCCAGUAAUACAGCUCCUUCUAGGACAAGUCGGUCUAGUAACCGGAGACCAAAUGCUGUCCAUUUGGAGAUAUGUAGUUGUAGGUGCAGUCGUAGCUGCUGCUGUAUUAACACCAUCAACAGAUCCUCUUACUCAAAUGCUGCUGGCAGGACCUCUUCUCGGACUCUACUUGGGCGGCGCAUGGGCAGUUAAGCUCACAGGGCGGUGAACUUUAUGUGCUCACAACUUUACUGGUGUGUACGAUCAGAGAGUGCAUGGCAUCUGCGACUACCCCAAAGGAUGUACUUGAAAAUAGCUGGUAGUGAAGCAUUUAUGUACAAAUUUACUGAUCGGUCUUCGUGUUCGAGGGUUUUGUAUUCUUUUACACUAGUGAUAGUGGGAUACUGUUCCUCGUUUAUAGAGGAGCAUUUUUAAUACA